This is a messenger RNA of Racocetra persica, 261 nucleotides long. The record is from the annotation of a GenBank genome assembly. NCBI's taxonomy places the organism in Eukaryota, Fungi, Glomeromycota, Glomeromycetes, Diversisporales, Gigasporaceae.
AAACUGGUGAUCAAAAAUUCUCGAAGAAACCUUGUCUAAGGGAGUUGAGUCAGAAAAUAAAUCAAGAAAAUAAUGAUCUUUGCCUGGCUUCAUCCAAUUCUGAUUUGGAAUAUUUCAACGCUCAGGAGUUAUUAGAUAAAAAGGCUAACCAGAAAAACAAAGUUAAUAUAAAUGAUGCAAUUUGCUCUGAAGUUUUACUGAAUAAAUCAGCAGAGAUAGAACAACCAAAGAUUCAAAGCUCUAUUGCAAAGCAAGCCGAAG